GGCCGGCCGGCCGCGGAGCGGGAGGCAGAAUGGGGGCUGUGGCAGGAGGUAGCGGUUUGCUGCGCGAGGCGGCCGCGCCAUGGACUGAGUGACACGGGGAGCCUCACGCCGCCGCCGGGAGUCGCUUUUCCCGCCCAGAGGCCGCCGGCGUGGGGAGCGGAUCGCAACGCAGCCGGGCCCUGCCCGCUCCUCCCAGAGCCACCAAAAAUCAACCUUAAUAUGGAAGAUGAGGUACAGUUUGUGACAAUGAGAAAAACCCUGAAAGUCACAAAGCCUCGUUUUGAUGCAUCCCUGGUUUACCUGACCCGAAAAUUCAUGGAUCUUGUCAAAACUGCUCCAGAUGGUGUUCUUGAUUUGAAUGAAGUAGCAACAACUCUGGGGGUACGAAAACGAAGAGUAUAUGACAUCACCAAUGUGUUGGAUGGAAUCCACCUAAUUCAGAAAAGAUCUAAGAACCUUAUCCAGUGGGUAGGAUCUGAUCUCGAUCAGAUUGCUGGAAAGGCAUCAGAGCAACAAAAGCUUAGAGAUGAACUUUCUGAUUUAUCAGCAAUGGAAGAAGCUCUGGAUGAAUUAAUUAAAGACUGUGCUCACCAGUUGUUUGAAUUAACGGAUGACACAGAAAAUACAAAACUAGCUUAUGUGACGUAUCAAGAUAUUCAUAGCAUUAAGGCCUUUCAAGAACAGAUUGUUAUGGCAAUCAAAGCUCCAGAAGAAACAAAACUAGAAAUACCAGCUCCUAAAGAAGAUUGUAUAGAAGUACGUAUAAAGAGCACAAAGGGACCCAUUGAUGUAUAUUUAUGUGAAGUGGAGCAAGAUAACCCGGGUGCCAAAACUUUUGAAGAUAUGGAUACUCUGACAUCAGAAACUAAAUCAUCAGUACCUCUUGAUGAAGAGUGAGAUCUUCUAAGAAGAACCAUUAGAACGCCAAGUCCUGAGCAGAUUAUCGUGAAUAUCUGUGCUGCAGAAUUCCCUAAGAGAGCCACUUGGAACUAUGACUAUGCUAAACUUGUAAUACUCUCAAAUGUUUUUCAAACUUAAAAUGGGAAUAAUUCAGUUGUUGAGUGCUUUCACACAAUUAUCUUCAAUUGCUUCAGUCUAAAAGAAGGCAAAUCAAGGAGCCAUUUUUAGGAGCUUUGUUUCUACACUUGUGCAUAAUCUGCAGUGUUUGGGGAAAAUGGCCUUGUUUUUACUGUUUUUAUUAAAUAAUUUGAAUGAUAGUAAAUAUGGACAAGAAAUUACUUCAAAAAAUGAAGAUUCUUUAAAGCUGCAUCUGGAAUAAAACACCAAAACAUGGUCCUGCAAGAAUAUAGAUAAUAAAGAAAUGCACUUUUAAUUCUGAAGCUGCACUGUCACUAAACAGGAUUGUUAAAUAUAAUAUUAGAAUCAAGAACUGGAGUAUUGGAAGGCUUUUCUUACCCAUAAGGAGUAUAAGACAAGUAAACAUGAAAAACUGAAGCUAUGCCUUGCACUGUGUGGAUGCUGUUUGCAUCCAACUCAGCAUGUAACUCUAGUGUGAACGAUGAAGUUAAAGGCAUGGCUUUUGUGUAUAUAUCUGUAUGCUGUUUAGAUAGUCACUGAUGGAGAUUGACAAAACGAAUUGCACUUCUGCCUUUGUACAGCAAAAACUGAAAUAAACUUGUAAAUAUAAAAAGUGGUCAGUC
This is a messenger RNA of Mauremys mutica (yellowpond turtle), 1661 nucleotides long. RefSeq names its product E2F transcription factor 6 (gene E2F6). The transcript is spliced from 7 exons. Gene Ontology annotation, cellular component: RNA polymerase II transcription regulator complex. The coding region runs from base 220 to 897 and encodes 225 amino acids. Gene Ontology annotation, molecular function: RNA polymerase II cis-regulatory region sequence-specific DNA binding; DNA-binding transcription factor activity, RNA polymerase II-specific; protein dimerization activity. NCBI's taxonomy places the organism in Eukaryota, Metazoa, Chordata, Testudines, Geoemydidae. The record is from RefSeq and is a predicted model, not a curated record. Gene Ontology annotation, biological process: regulation of transcription by RNA polymerase II.